This is a messenger RNA of Haliotis rubra (blacklip abalone), 2936 nucleotides long. RefSeq lists its product as uncharacterized. Gene Ontology annotation, molecular function: ubiquitin conjugating enzyme binding; ubiquitin protein ligase activity; zinc ion binding. Gene Ontology annotation, biological process: regulation of apoptotic process; autophagy of mitochondrion; protein polyubiquitination. The record is from RefSeq and is a predicted model, not a curated record. Gene Ontology annotation, cellular component: cytoplasm; Golgi apparatus; ubiquitin ligase complex. NCBI's taxonomy places the organism in Eukaryota, Metazoa, Mollusca, Gastropoda, Lepetellida, Haliotidae.
UAUAUAAGGCGAUACAUUUACCAUAUUUAAUUAACAUUUCGUUUCCGACUCUAAGCGUGUCAAGCGCGUCAAGAUGGUGAAAAAGUCAGAAAAACGCGGGGUUCGCUCUGGAAACACACUCCGAGCUUCGAAUACCCGCUUCACUCGCAAAUACCAUGGUGAAAGUUGUAUAGUGAGAGAGAGCACUAACCUUAGCAGACGACAGUCAAACGACGAAGCAGACGACUCACAUCUUGAUGCAGAUGGAGUAUUCUACUCUCUCAACAAAAAGGGAAGGUGGGCUUUGCCAAAACUGAUCAAAGAGAAUAUCGACCAUGACGAACACGACGUAAGGGUGUCAUUGUACCAAAGACACAAGCUCACACGUCAGUCAAACUGCGUGGAGUUUUCAUGCAGUGAAGGACAAGUCAAAUCAGUCGUAUCGAAAUCGAGUUACUUCAACGACUCCAGCGUGCUCCCAAGAAAUAAAGCAAAGGAAGGAAGGAGAACACGAAGGAAGGACAAACAAACACAGGUCAGUCUAAACGGGGGAAGGGAUGAAGGCCUGACUGACCCUGACCCCGAUAUACGAUAUGACGUGUUCUAUCCCUCACCCGCAACCAGCUCUAUUUCUCAUAACCCUAAAUACAUGCGGUUACUCGAUAAUGGCGAGUUUAAGUCAUCUGGGAAAGGUCGCAAAAGGAGGGACAGAAGGCACCCUUCAGUGAACUGUGAUGAACCAAUCCUGGACAUCGAGGAGUAUGAUUCAUUUGAUGACCAACAGAGCGAAAAUGAAUUCGACUCUGAAUGUGAUGUUUCUGGGGAUGUUCAAACACCAGAGGUGAUGCUGAUUGAUGUGUUAGAAGCAGCAGAACGAGCAAGAGGCCUAUGUACCGAGCAGCCAAAACGACGAAGAGUGAAGGCGAAGAAGAAGCCAAACAGGGCGGAGGAGGACUGGGUUCUCGUUCCAAGUAGGGAAGACGAAAAUGAUGAAGCAUACUCCAGCAGUGACGAUGAAAGCAACAGCUCCGGGUCUACGUUCACUAGGCUCCCUCCAACACCGAAGAUGGAAUCUGUCCGAGUUAUCCUUCAGUGUGACACAAUUCACCCACACCAACUGCAGGAGACAUUCCAACAUAGAUACACGGAGGCCCAGUGUGAACCACGGAAAUUCAUCAUAGACACGACAGAGGAUGUGUCAGAGGCUGUUAGGAAAUCCAAACAAGCUCAAAUGGGGUUUCUUGGAGGAAUUGAUUUCUCGUCUUGUCUAGUUUUUGCACGCGAUGCAAGUUACGACACGGGACUAGAUGUUUAUCGAGUGCAGUUUAACAUCAACUGCAGUGUAGGCACAAUACGUCUUGAGGCUUUGUUUGACCUGAUGCCUACAACGAUACCCGAGGUGAUACAAGCUACUGCCAUGUUUGCUUCCACUCUGCCAGCUGAAAGCUUCCAGAAGAAGGAGAUGGGUGAAAUGGCGUCAGCUGAUCAAAAGGUCAUGAUGUUGCAGCUGGUGACCUCUGUCAACAAGUGGAACACACACAGCCUCCAUCUUGAUGACCUAAGUGUUGAUGACAAAGAAGAGUUUGUGCACAUUUCUGAAAAUGAAGCACUGACACCUGCCCCCACCAACGACAACGAAAGGAAGGAACAAUAUUGCAACAUCUGCUUUGAUGAAAUCAACCCUGAGCUGUUUGACAGCAAGACGGCAAGCUGUGUCCUGCCAUGUCGACACUGGUUCUGUGACGAAUGUUGGAAGGAACACAUCAUGGAAAGAAUUCACUCCGGGGCUCUGAAGAUAAAGUGUCCUGAAUACAAAUGUGACUCUGUUGCUGAUACAGCAAUGCUUCUGUCUCUCGUCAGCAUCAAGCACGUCCAGCUGCUGCAGAAACAAAGGGCGAGUUUGGAUGUGGAAACUAACCCAAAUUUAAAAUGGUGCCCAAAUCCAAGAUGUGGCCGGGUAUUGAAGAGGCGAAACGACGGGAAGGAUUCGGUGACAGUCAGUUGUGAGUGUGGUCAGGUCGUCUGCUUCUCCUGCCUCAGAGACGCUCAUUGGCCUGCUUCUUGUGAGCAGACGACACAUUAUGCACAGAAAUUAAAGAAGCACGGUGACGACAAGAUAAAAGAUGUGGUCACAGUUGGCGUGCGGGGAAAACAAUGCCCCAAAUGUUUCCGACACAUUGUGAAGAAUGGAGGAUGCAAGUGCAUGGUGUGUCUUUGCGGAUACACAUUUUGCUGGAUCUGCUGCUCGCCAUGGGAAGGUAACCAUUACUCUGUGAAAUGUCGAAGUGUUGGAACAUUCAGAAAGACGAUCAAACAUGUCGAUACUUCCAGUCGAGAUCAACAGACCAGUUUGUACAAGAUGGCUGUUGUUCACAGGAACCAGCGACAGACUAGAAACGUACGAGCUCUCAAAUCCACAACCGACUCACUGAACAUCCAGCUACGAAAUCUCAUGCUGAAGGGGGUUGAUAUCGGAGCAUCGCGUAUCCAAAACGAUGGCACGCCGGUGACUGCCAAGCACGUACGCGACUUCCUCGUGCAGGUCAUGCAGCUCAAGCUGGAGCUCAACCACGUGAUCGAGUACACGGCAGUGCUUUUGGAUGGCCGAAUGCUCAGUAGAGGAACACGAAAACUGACUCAUAUUUGUCACAGACUUGACUCUAUCUCCAAAUCUAUGGACGCAGACUUAGCCAGCAAGGGGAAACAAGAGCUGUUGAGGGUUCUGGGUAGCCUCAGUUAUCUCCGGUCCCUGUCUAGGCGGGGAGUUACCGCCCUUGUCAAACACCUGGCACUGGUUCAACAAAUCGAAGAAUUUGACAAUGAGUUAAGACAAUGAUAGAGUUUCCAGUAACUGAUUUGAAUUUGAGAGUGUGUUCAAACGUUUCUAGUGGUUGUCGUUGAAAGAAUGAUAUUAUGUAUAAUUUAAUAUAUUUCUUGAUAUAAAGGUAUUAUUUCAA